CCGGCGAUGUCACCAUCGUCCUCACCUCAUCUGCUGCCCUCGAAGGCUCUCUCUCGCCCCAUUUACUCAGUUCACUCACUUGAUUCCGACUCUCAGUUAUUCUCACAACUUUUGUGCCUCGCAUACCGGUGAUUACGAUGUCUACACGGGUACCCCUGGAGGCCUCAUCCCGGUCUCAUGUCGAGCGUUCGGUGAACGGAAACGGUCAGGGCAUCCGCCAGCUGUCCUUGCUUGACCUACCAGGCGAAAUUAUUUUGAAAGUGUUCCAACAGCUCCGUCCAAUCGAGCCAGUAACCUCAUACAAUUCCACUUCAAAGAAGCCCGAUGUGAGCCGGGAUUUCUUCCAGAGUCGAGCCAGUCUGACCAAUGUUGUCCUGGUCUCGAGGCUUUUCUACGAACUCGGAACCCCCUAUCUAUAUCGUACCGUCCUCCUGAGCGACCAGGUGGAAGUCUUGCUCUUUUUCCGCACAAUAUCAACAUGUCCAGACCGCCGCCCCUUGGUCCGUUCCCUGGCUUGGGUCACUGUGUUAUCCACGGAUGACACGAAUAGGCAGUCAACCAUGAUCCGCCAACAUGAGGCCGAUUCGCUCGUUGUAGAUUGCUGGGAUCUCAUCAAGGACUCUUGGCCUCUCGCGCAGAUUGACUUUCGGGUCGCAAAACUUAUGGGCAUCUACGGGCCUGAUACCAUGGAAACCUGGAGGCUACUAGGUGCUAUUUUGGCCCUGUGCCCAAAGAUCGCAUCGCUAUUUUUACUUCACGGAUGUGAGGAUGUACCCGAAGGAUCUUAUAUGCGUUUUAGUCCAGAAAUGAGGGCCCUAGAACCGCUGCUAUGGCGGUACGAAGAGGCAGAUGGCCACGGAAAUCCUGGGUUUCUUGGACCUUCUGGCUAUGGGUUCCUCGCGGACUUGCAACACCUCAUUAUCGAGACUCAUGAGGAUGAGCAAUCUCAAGAUCGCGCGCGCUUCGUCAUUUUCUUUUUCUUGGCGAACUCGCCGCGCUUGAGACGUGUGGAGAUAAAGGGCAACUUGUGCCAUAGAGGCAUUUGGGCAUGCUUCACGCAGUAUCCAAAUUCCAAGUUGGUCGCAGACAGUGUGAAAGAGCUAGUACUGAUGCGCACACAAGGCCCUCGGGACGAUAUUAUGGCGACGAUGCUGUCGUUUCCUAAGCUCGUCUCGCUCCAGGCCGAGUAUGACGACGCGUCUUACAUGUUCAACACGACCAUUACCCCUGCCCUGCCCUUCACAAUCUCUUCCGCCCUGCUAAGACUCGCGGACACACUGGAAACGCUGUCUCUGACAACGGGCCCGACCAGCUACGGCCAUUGGAGCUACAUAGAGGACUACCCACCGUCUUUGACCAGUCUCUCUCAGAUGAGCAAGCUCAAAGACUUGACUACAGAGUCAAUGUGGUUAUUUGGAAGACAGGACGUCGGAAUCGCCCUGCAGAUACCGCACCUCCUCCCUCCAUCACUCGUUCGCUUCCGGCUGAUCGAUUACUGGGGCACCACUCACGACACGCCCCGUGACUAUCAACCGGACUCCCUGAAGUACUACCCAGACUUCCCAAAUCAGUGGACCACGGCUGAGUUUUAUUCCAAUGUCCUCAUGAGCCUCGUCAGGGACAGCUCCCCGUCUCUCCCAGACCUGGGAGAGGUCACGCUGGUGUCUAAGCAACUCUAUGAGGAGAUGCCAGCGAGCGACAGUCAGGGGGAACAGGAUCCCGCCGACAUAACAGAGGGACAUAAAGGGCCCCUAUCGAAUGUGAGCGCGUCCUUGCGCGCCGUGGGUGUUCAGUUGAACUUGGAAAUGCCGGUGGAGAGCGAAGCAGCUGAUCGAUUUGAUUGGGCGAGGAUUGAAUAGAGUGAGAAGCAUCAUCCAUAGGUCUCGAGAUGACGAGAAUUUGAUUGAUUUCUAACUUUUCUUUUUCCAAAAAGGUGCAGGGUGGAUACUUUCAGGCUAUAGUCUAAACACAUGCAGUUUAGUAUAGGCUCUUUCAGCUUUGAUUGCGGAUCGACCUUGAUGUUCCCCAGAGAGCAUACGGUCCUUGAUCGUCCUCUAAGAUUGUUAGCACAUGCCAUGCAUUUCAGGACGCUUCUAUACUCGGGAUCAAGUUGUGUGGUAAUCUAUCCACCUUCUAUAAAGAGAGAGGAAAUUUGUGCACCCAUUUUUGUAAGCCACGCACCCCUCUACUAACUAAGAACUAUCCCAUAUAAUGGGGCACACUCCGUACAUUCAGACCCGCGAAUUUCCCGGAAUUCACGCUCGCUUCGGCGGUUGGUCGC
Molecule: messenger RNA, 2281 nt
Organism: Diaporthe batatas
Lineage: Eukaryota; Fungi; Ascomycota; Sordariomycetes; Diaporthales; Diaporthaceae
Exons: 2
Coding region: 138-1859 (573 amino acids)
Source: RefSeq, a predicted model, not a curated record